Megalobrama amblycephala (Wuchang bream) is the source of this 2514-nucleotide messenger RNA. It is a transcript of the gene tnfsf10l, whose product is annotated as TNF superfamily member 10, like. Gene Ontology annotation, molecular function: tumor necrosis factor receptor binding. The transcript has 5 exons. NCBI's taxonomy places the organism in Eukaryota, Metazoa, Chordata, Actinopteri, Cypriniformes, Xenocyprididae. The record is from RefSeq and is a predicted model, not a curated record. Gene Ontology annotation, cellular component: membrane. Gene Ontology annotation, biological process: immune response. The coding region runs from base 173 to 1114 and encodes 313 amino acids.
AUACACACACACGCACUAGUCCUCCAGCAUUAGUGACUGCAUGCGAGUGUGGGACAGACUCUACCCUCCCACGGCCGUUCUGCGCCAACAAGAAGGAGUUUAUUCAACGUCCCGCUGCUGAUUUCUAUUUGUUUGUCACUAACUGCGUAUCUACUCACGUCUUAGGAAUGCCAUGGCUACUCAGAAUAACCAGGAUUACUUCAGGUCGGUCAGCAGCGAGUCCACCACAUACAUGAUGGUUCCGGCAAACGGCCGUGGUCGAGACUCGCCGUCAAAGUUAUGGAUCGCAAUGGUCGUGAUCGUGGUGGUUGUGCUGCAAAUAGCCUCCACCACCGGACUCUUUGUCUACUUAAACAUGUCUUUAUCGCAGGUUAAGAGUCAGGGGGUUACAGAAGAGCUGCGGUGCCUGGGCUUGCUUAAUGCCCUGGAUAAAGACCGGGACAUUCCCGAAGACCUGGCCCAACUGUUUGGAGAGCCUUGCAUCAAACUAGCUGAGGGUAUCAAGGCCUAUAUUUCCAAGGUUACAGACAGUAUCAUCUCCAAACAGGCUUUACAUGAAGCAAGAGCCAUGCCCCAUUCAUAUAAUACAUCAGGGUCAAAGUUCAUGACCACAGUGACACAGAGGCCAUCAGCCCACCUGACCCUUGGCAGCCUACCAGGUGGCGCUCAGUACUCCACCCCUCAAGCAGACCUGCACCAGUCCUGCCGCCAUCCUGUACGUUCCUGGGCCAACCAGAGCUUCGGCGCCCAUCUACACAACAUGACACUGGCCAACGGGCGCCUUCGCGUACCCCAAGACGGCCGCUACUACCUGUACUCCCAAGUGUACUUCCGCUACCCCUCUCCCAGCGAGGGGGAUCAAAACAGCGUGAGCCACCAGCUGGUCCAAUGCAUCUAUAAGAAAACUUCCUACCUGAGGCCGAUUCAGCUGCUGAAGGGAGUGGGGACCAAAUGUUGGGCUCCAGAUGCAGAAUAUGCCCUUCACUCAGUGUACCAGGGCGGCCUGUUUGAGCUGCGAGCGGGCGACGAGGUCUUCGUGUCCGUCUCGUCUCCUACAAUGGUGUACGGCGAGGACUCUUCUAGCUAUUUCGGAGCUUUCCGUCUGGAUCUGUAAGAGCACGUCUGGAUCGGGACUACAUUACACCCACUGGGUGGACGGUUUUGAGGCUGCGACCCAAAGAGAAAAGACUCAUUUCAUCGUUCAAAUUUCCUUUCUUUAAGACUUUGAAUAUGUGAAGGAUGCAUGAAUGAGAGACAUUUCGGACAAGGUUAUUUCUUUUAUAGACAGAGGAAUGUAUGUAUAUUUCUACAAAUCACAUAAAAUAUGUGAAUCUUUGAAACGGUAGCAAAACAAUCAACAGGAGAGACAAAAACUCACACAAAGUGAAUAUGUGCCACUGUUGUAUACAGUUUGAUGUGUGAAAUCCACUUGCUCUCGUCCGCUGGAGGGGAAUAUUUUUGUGUACAGUGGAUCUAAAACAGAGAUAUGAGAAGAGAAUGAUGACAGUGGGAAUGUGGAAAGAAAGAAAGAUGAGAUGGGAAGUAUGCAGCUCUACCAGCCUCAAAAGGAGCAUACUGGCAGGUUGCAGUACUGCGGAAUUCUCCCCAUCCUGUCGGACCAGCGGAGCAGCAUGCCCGGACAAGAAAAUGACCUAAAAAAGUUCACACGCACAUAUAAACACAGAGGAAUUCAGCUUGUUGCAUUUGAAAACACUCAUACUCCUGAGUAUUUAUGGCUUCCACACAUGAAGAACGCAGCGAUAAGAUAAAAACACAUACGUUUAGUCUCAGACACAAAUCACUUUUACAAGUCUCCCUCUGCUGUCUGGUCCGGGGUGCAGGAGGAAGUACUGUCAGGGAGAGACACGUGCUCCCAUGCUCACGUGGUCCAGGCCAAACAAAAGGUUAAAUAAACACUACGACACACGGUUUGUUGAAAUGUCGCGCCCAUAUAAUGCUUUAUUUUUUCUAGCAUUACACACACAUACAAAACACACCCUAAGUGCCCUGAAAAACACUUUUCUGAUAAGAUGUGCUUCAUACUUUCAUCUCUUUCUCUAUGUGGUUGGUUGGUUAAACCUGUGUAUAUAAUUGUAUUUAAUACGGAAUCAUGAGGUUUGGAAUUAAAUGUAUGAGCGUUGUGAUGUUCUUGCAUGAAAAUCCCACAAAACGGGCCUCCCGCUGUUAACGGAAAAGCCGUGACGCUCUCCAAAUGAAACGACACUGUGAAUCUUAAUACAAGCCUGUUUUUUCUGAGGAAAAAGUGUUUGUUUGAAGGAGGAGAGGGUGGGUAAAUGAUCAAGUGCUGUCACAAUGGUGUAUCUGAGCGCAAACGCAAACAUUGUAAACCGCAAGCGUGUUUUCUUCUCUCUGGACUCUGCCCCAGUUUUUACUGAUAAAGUCAGUGAGGAAGAGGGCCCCUGCCAAGACAGUGCCUUAAAUCACAUUAUACAGCGAGAGUGAUUGAGCCAAGACUCUUUGUGGCAUUUAGCUAUGGACAUAAUGUUAGUUAUA